CUUGGCUAUAAGAAAAAAUGUUUAAUGAUAAAAAUAAAAAAAGAGUUUAAAUAGGCUAUAUAUUCCGGUUCCUCCGGAGACUUGACUUGACCUGUCAAAAGUAUGGAGGAGGGAAAGUUACCGUUAAGAUGCCUCAGAAGCCUGGCGGUGAGUGGGAGGGUUUGCCUGUCUGUCGCUUCACCACUUUACUCCCUGAAGUUGUAGCAGUGAGGACCUAAUCUUUACACGUGUGGAUUACUGUCAGCACCCAGGUGACAGGACCGUUGAGAUGAUACUAAAACACAGCAGGAGUCCUCUUCUGCUCGCCGUCACCUGCAUGUACUUCUCAGGAGGUCUGCUUUGGUCUUACCAAGAAGAGGAUGCCAGUGACGGUGAAGAGUGCUCUGAGAAUAACAUUUCUACAACAAAGUACCCCUGCGUGAAGUCGACUGGAGAAGUUACAACGUGUUACAGAAGGAAAUGUUGCAAGGGCUUCAAGUUUGUGUUGGGCCAGUGCAUUCCUGAAGACUAUGAUGUGUGUGCUGGCGCCCCCUGUGAGCAACAGUGUACUGACCAUUUUGGUCGAGUGGUGUGCACCUGUUACCCCGGCUACCGCUAUGACCGUGAGCGCCACAGAAACCGAGAGAAGCCCUACUGUCUAGACAUCAACGAAUGUGCAGACAAAAACACGACUACAUGCUCUCAGAUCUGCGUCAAUUCUGUCGGGAGCUACAGGUGUGAGUGUGAGAAAGGCUAUUUCCUGGAAGAAGAUGGGAAAACAUGCACCAAGGGGGAGAGAGCAGUGCAUCUCUUUGAGAAGUCUGACAACGUGAUGAAUGCUGGAACUUGCUCAGCCACAUGUGACGAUUUUCACCAGAUCAGGAUGUCUGUCCUGCAGCUUAAACAGAAGAUUGCCAUGCUGUCAAACAGUGCUGACAUCCCUGAGCAGAUGACCAGUGAGAAAAUCCUGACGUCGCCUAUAUUUCUACCAGGGCCUCCAGGUCUCCCUGGUCCUCCAGGAGAUCCAGGACCAGAGGGCCCUCCAGGACUUGCAGGACAGUUGGGGCCCCCUGGGCCUCCUGGUCAUAGGGGCUUGAUGGGACCCAUUGGACCCACACCAGACCUGUCCCACAUCAAGCGGGGCCCCAGAGGACCCGUGGGGCCUCCAGGAGCACCGGGGAAAGAUGGCCUAAAGGGGGAUCGAGGAGCUCCUGGGCCUGUCGGACCACCAGGCCCUCCAGGCUCCUUUGAUUUCCUGCUUCUCCUGAUGGCAGACAUCCGUAAUGACAUCGCUGACCUGCAGAGCAAGGUGUAUGGUCGACCGAUGCACUCUCCAGGAGAGGACUUUCCUGCGGUCCCUGACAGCUGGUGGGACAACCAGGACAAUCUGGAUACAGGCUCAGGUGAGGACUACAAGGAACCUCCAGCUCGAACAGGCGGAGGGUCUAAGAGGAACAGGAAGAGGAAACCAGUGCGCGAGAGAACAGACUUUGACUGGAAUAUUUAAAGAGAGUGGGUUUAAAUACUUAAUGUCAGGUGUAAAUAUUGAAGUAGUUUGCUUUCUUUUAUUUAAACAGAAUGUACUGUAUGCCUGUGAAUCAGAUGUUUAUUUUUGUAAGAUAUACGAGAGUUUGUGUGAAUAUUUUUUAACAAAAUGAGUAGACGGUGCAAAUGCAUGUUUUUUUAUUCUAUUCUUUUUUUUUUUCUUUUUUUUUUUUUUAAACAUAUGGUUCCUUCACAGCACAUUAAACAAGUCUCUCAUGGAAUCAGUUUUUACCUCUUUACUUUGACAUUAUAUUAUUCUGUUUCACACAAAUUGUAUUAGAAAUGGAGCCACACACUAAAUAAUGAACCAACUGACAAUAGAAUUGGAAGAAGAUGGAAAAGAAUACUUGCGUUGCCAAGCAUGUGUAUGUAAACAUACAAGGACAUUUUUAUAUUCAAAUUGGUUUUUCGUUGUUUCAAUGUAAAAACAAGGAC
This is a messenger RNA of Sander lucioperca (pikeperch), 1959 nucleotides long. RefSeq names its product collagen and calcium binding EGF domains 1 (gene ccbe1). Gene Ontology annotation, molecular function: calcium ion binding. Bases 269 to 1486 code for a protein of 405 amino acids. The record is from RefSeq and is a predicted model, not a curated record. The transcript is spliced from 11 exons. Lineage: Eukaryota; Metazoa; Chordata; Actinopteri; Perciformes; Percidae.